AUGCCAUGGAUUGUGUCCAAACAGGUGGUCAUCUCCAGUGACCUCAACGCUGAGUUGCAUUCAGUUUGUGUCUCAGACUUGGUUUCCGGCAAUACUUUAACCACUUUUAAAAGUGUCGGAUGUGUUGAACGCCAUUGUCUUGACUUAGUUAAGGACCAACUGAUGAUCAGUUCCGUGAAGGAGUCGCCCGUCAUUAAUGUGUGGUCUUUUGAGCGCAAAGAUCAGUUGCAUCUGAAGAUAAUUUGUCCCAAUAAAGUGACUGCACUUAAGACCACAAAUGAUGGCAAGUAUUGUGUGGUUGCCAUCAAUACCAGUCUUUACAUUUGGCAGACAUCUUCGGGAGAACUGAUGGCUAUACUGGAGAAACACUACCAGAAGAUCACGUGUAUAGCCAUCACAAGCGACGACUCGUUGAUAGUGAGCGGCGGUGACGACGGCUUAGCCUUCGUGUGGUCUUUGGGUCACAGCAUUGGUUACAACGAGUUUGACGUGAAUGACAGCAUUUCCAGCCAAAGAGAGCCCCUUUUCAAGUGGUCCGACCACACGAUGGCCAUCACUGAUGUGCACAUAGGGUUGGGAGGCAUUGAAGCCUAUUGUAUGACGUGCUCUACUGACCAAACAUGUCGAAUCUACGAAUUGGUUUCUGGAGUUUUAAUGAUUACCAUUGUUUUCGAUACUCCUCUUUGGGCCGUAGCCAUGGAUUCGACGCAAAGCCAUCUGUUUGUUGGCGGACACGACUCCAACAUAUAUGAGACCAAACUCUAUGAAAAACCUUCAAAUUGUUCGCAAAAGCAGAAUAAACCACAAUUCAUUGGACACGAAUCUGCGGUCACUUGUCUUGCGGUAUCGAUGGACGGAAUGGCACUCAUCUCGGGACCCAUUUCCAAUCUACUGGUCACUCCCUUUCCCUCUGCUUUGUUCGACCAAAAGUCGCCGAAUAUUGUGAUAAAACCAUUCAAAAGGACAAUAAUUAAUGACAUAUAUAAUGAGGAUCCGGACAAUUCGUAUUGCAUUGAAAUUAUAAACGAUAGGUGCCUAACAAAUAGUCUCGAGUUUAUGAAAGGCUUAGAUCUGAAUGAUGAUACCGGCGCUGCAAACGAUUUCGACAUUUUUUCAGCCAAUGAUGAGAACGAAGACAUUAGGAGAGAGUUGAGUGAAUUAAAAGAAGUUAAUUCCCAGUUAUAUAACUAUUCCGUUGAUGCCAUAUUCAAAACAAUUCCCUGAGCGCACAGGUAUGUACUCAUUGCGCUUAAGCUGGUGUUCAUUGAGGCGUUUGUUUGGCUCGUGUAGUCCAACAUUAGUAUACAUUGAGUUCGUUAACACUUUCAUCAAUUGAUUGUUAACCAAAAAAAGUUACAAAAGUAUUGUUAAACUCGGGUUACGUUUUGAGUGUUGUUGUUGUGAUAACCAUUGACUGACGAUUCGGGAC
Oppiella nova is the source of this 1429-nucleotide messenger RNA. NCBI's taxonomy places the organism in Eukaryota, Metazoa, Arthropoda, Arachnida, Sarcoptiformes, Oppiidae. The record is from the annotation of a GenBank genome assembly.